Messenger RNA from Dioscorea cayenensis subsp. rotundata (Guinea yam), 1422 nucleotides. RefSeq names its product hydroxyacylglutathione hydrolase 2, mitochondrial-like. The record is from RefSeq and is a predicted model, not a curated record. Bases 47 to 1033 code for a protein of 328 amino acids. The transcript has 9 exons. Lineage: Eukaryota; Viridiplantae; Streptophyta; Magnoliopsida; Dioscoreales; Dioscoreaceae. Gene Ontology annotation, molecular function: hydroxyacylglutathione hydrolase activity.
CAGUACUUCGCUCACCCACCAAAGCAUAGAGCGAAAGCGAAGGACAAUGCUCGCCAAGCUCUCGUCUUCGCUCGUCUCUUCGCUCCCGUGCUCUAGGGUGAGCCAGCAGGCCAGCAUGUGUCCAAACAUGAGAAAACCAUGGUUAAUGAAGCGGAUGGUGUAUGGUGUCGGUACUCUAUUUCUAAGACCUAUCAAAACAUUGCGUGGAGAUUGCAAAUCUUUUGGAGUUUCACAGUUUUUGUGUAAUAUUACAAGCAUGGCCUCUUCAUUGCACGUUCAGUUGGUGCCAUGUCUCCAAGAUAAUUAUGCAUAUCUUUUGCAUGACACAGAUACAGGCACUGUUGGAGUUGUAGACCCUUCAGAAGCUUUGCCUGUUAUAAAUGCUCUAAACCAAAAAAAUCAAAACUUGACCUAUAUACUUAACACUCAUCAUCAUUAUGAUCACACUGGGGGUAAUCUGGAGCUGAAAGCAAGGUAUGGUGCAAAGGUGAUUGGGUUUAGCAAGGACAAGGAUAGAAUUCCUGGUAUCGACAUUGCCCUUAAUGAUGGAGAAUCGUGGAUGUUUGCGAGCCAUGAGGUGCUUGUGAUGGAAACUCCUGGCCAUACAAAAGGCCAUGUUAGUUACUAUUUUCCAGGAUGUAGAGCAGUAUUUACAGGGGAUACAUUGUUUAGCUUAUCAUGUGGCAAGCUUUUUGAAGGAAGCUCAGAACAGAUGCACUCUUCACUUCAAAAGAUUCUUUCUUUGCCAGAUGAUACAAAUGUAUAUUGCGGGCAUGAAUAUACUCUGAGUAAUGCAAAGUUUGCCCUGUCCAUAGAACCUAAUAAUGAAGCUCUCCAAGCCUAUGCAGCUGAAGUAGCUCAACUCCGAAGCAAGCAGUUGCCAACGAUUCCAACAACACUAAAGAGGGAAAAGUUGUGCAAUCCAUUUCUCCGCACUUCCAGUCCAGAAAUCCGGCAGAUCCUAAAUAUUCCUGCAACUGCAAGUGACGCAAAAGCAUUAGGCAUCAUCCGUCAGGCAAAGGAUAGAUUUUAAGGUAGAAGGACUUCAAGGCUGGUUUGUGUGUAUCUUGAAAGAUGAUAUCUAACCAUGAGAAGUCGGUCCAAGACUGCUAGACAUUCUUUAUGCAACAAAAAAGUUCAAAGAAACAGAGUAAGGCAUCAGUUUGCUUUGUAUAGAAAAUACAACGAUAAAAAUGAGAUCAUACCCUUAAUUUACUGAAUCAAAGGGAUUUGAAAGUCAAUUUUCUGUUUUUCGUGUUCGUUAAAUGAGCCUGUAAAAUGUCCAAAUGGACAUAAUCCAUACCUCUGCAGGCUUGCUUGCCAUUCUUUUAAAAUCUUGUGAUACUGAUGCUAGCAAAUGAUGAACUUGUUUCAUGCUUGAUUGCAUGUAAAUGCAAUUGCUGCGGUGAUUUGCUGUCCAAA